UGCUUUUUCGCCAGUUUCCCUACAACCUAUCAACCGUACAGUGCGCGUAACGGGCCAUCCCUUUUGCAUUGUUUUUGCUAACAGCUGUGUGUCUGAUGUGUUUCGCAAUUCCGCGGUUUAAGAUCGAUUGUGUUGUGCCGUGAAAUCUGUGCAAAAGCAUUAAACAUUACCCAAACGUUGUCGGUGUUACGUUGUGAAUUGUAGUCGGUUUUUCGUGUAAAACCUCUUGUCCUCGUGUGGUGUGGUGAUUCAGUUUAUUUGUUAUCGAUAGACAGAGCAACAAAAAAAGGGCCUCGAUACGAUAGGGCCCUACCCUUUCCGCCGUGUGACGACGCAGCGAUCGAAAUCACCCAUCGGAGUAAACGAGCGAUGAGACUAGUGUCCGACAUCUACAAUGAAAGCAUUGAAACAUCACUAGGAGGAAUCGCGAAGCAUCUAACGCAAACGCAAGAAUCGCGAGGACUGCCGAACCAACCACGCCACCAGCAACACCAGCAGCAGCAGCAACAGCAGCAGCAGCAGCAGCACUUUGUCACCUUAGGCAGUCUGAAGCGUUGGGGCGAACAGUCGGAAGACGACCGUGGUCAGCCCCGUCCACGUCCGACCGAUUACAGCCAAUUUGCAGCGAACUUUGAAGCCGGUCCGAAACACCCCGUCUGUCCGUUUCCGUGCGAUGCGCAGAUCAACAGCCGUUUCGUAAUCUGGGAGGGUGAUAUCUCGCAGCUCAAAGUCGAUGCAAUAACCAAUAGCACGGAUGAAACGUUGACGGAAAAGAAUCGUGUAUCGAAGAAAAUUUUCGGCCGUGCCGGUGCUGCACUUACUUCGGCCAUCGUUCACGACGUAAGAAGAUGUAAAACUGGGGAAGUUCGUGUUACGCCAGGAUUUUUCUUACCAUCGAAGUACAUUAUUCACACCGUCGGUCCCAUAUACAGUGAGAAGUACAGGACAGCAUCGGAAGCGACGCUGCAUGCUUGUUAUCGUAACGUGUUGUACAAAGCAAGGGAACUAGGAUUAAGAACUGUAGCCCUAUGUGAUAUUAGCUCGGUGCAGCGCGACUUCCCACCAGACACUGCUGCUCACAUAGCAUUGAGGACCGUACGUCGUUUUCUGGAGCAAUACCGUGCCGAGAUUGUGAUAGUUUGCCUUGAAUCUAAUGCACGCAGUAUCUACGAGGUACUAGCACCGCUGUACUUUCCGCGCGAUUCGUUCGAGGAACGAAGUGCUUUGUGGCAACUGCCGAAGGACAUCGGGGGACUGUAUGGUGAACCGCAGCUAGCUGAUCGUCAAAUUCGCAUCAUUCACAACCCACAGCAUUCCGUCAUGAUAGAAGCCGAUGACGAUUCUGACACGAGCCCACACGAUCUGGAAAUGGGGUCCGACGUGGAGUAUAGCAAUAUUAACCUUAGCCUGGCAGCUCCACUAUCCGGUGCAGCUCAUUCCUUCACACAAAUGCAGGGAGAUUUAGAUCGGCAACGUCUGUUAGGCGAUCGGCCACGUAUGGUCUAUGAAAGUGUGCUUGACGAUGGCUUGGAAGGAAUAGAGCAUCAGGAAAGUUCACCUUUGUUGGUGGAUUGCGAUACGACCACAGAGAACUAUUGUCCGGAGAUGAUCGGCCAUGUCCUGGCCACGCACGUCGGCAAACGGACCCGUAUUCUAGACGGUUCCUUUACGUACGUCGAGCUGAUGAAACACUACCACUCGUCGCUCGAUGAGAGCGAAUGGCAAAAGGAGAACCUAUACGAACGACUGUUGAGACGCGCUAAAACGGAAGAUCUGUCGGAAGUUUCGGGCAUCGGCUGUCUCUAUCAGAGUGGUGUAGACAGGCUCGGUAGACCCGUGGUAGUUUUCUGCGGCAAAUGGUUCCCUGCUCACAAUAUCGACCUAGAGAAGGCCCUGCUCUACCUGAUUCAUUUGCUCGAUCCGAUCGUUAAAGGCGACUACGUGAUCGCUUAUUUCCACACGUUGACGAACUCGAACAACUACCUAUCUCUGCAGUGGUUGAAGGACGUCUACAGUAUACUGCCCUACAAGUACAAGAAAAAUUUGAAAGCCUUUUACGUUGUGCAUCCCACGUUCUGGACGAAGAUGAUGACCUGGUGGUUUACAACGUUUAUGGCACCGGCAAUCAAGACGAAGGUGCAUUCGCUCCCAGGCGUUGAACAUCUGUACUCGGCCAUCGCAAAGGAUCAGCUCGAAAUUCCUGCGUACAUUACCGAGUAUGAUAUGGCGACCAAUGGCAUACACUACUUCCAACCGAUCACAAACACAUCCUCGCCAGCAUCCUAAGCUAACAUCGUACGUCAAUAAUCUCCUCUCCCGUAGUGCACCUUCCGAUCAUGGUUGUUAAUGAAUCGAUUAAGUGUACGGCGUUUAUGCACCUUUUUGCACCAAGAGAAAACACUUACCGAACCGAACAAAACUCCGAGCGCAUUUAACGACGGUACCACCGUUUCCCACCCGAUGAAAGUGGCGAUAUGAAACAAUUGGCCUCCCUUUCCUAGCGAUCUCAAGGUAACAGGGAUUGGGGAGAAAUGCAUCACUACAAUGAGCCACUUAUUAUACUGUUCUAUCACAAACUAAUUACUAAUGAUAGGAGGAACUGAAACCGAAAUCUUUGCUUCCCUUCCAACCAUUGUUAGGUGUUUUGUGAAUGUGUGAAUGUGUGUCCGCGCAAAAACGGUUACCACUGUAAGAAAAAUUGAAUCAAAUCAAACCAGUAAAUAACGUUUACCUUUCUAACCUUAUCGAUUUAUAAAACAACAACAAAAAAAAACAAUGCAACUCUUCGCAAACAGGCAGAUGUUGUUAGUAUCGGAAGAAAAGCUACAUUGUAACAAAACGGGAUAACUGAUGUGCUGGUAUGUUUUGUUUUAUUAUUGUAACAUUACACGAUGAAAGUGUUUUACCGUGCGCAGCCAAUGGCAACAAAAUGGAAGUUUAUUAAGAGACGUACACACUAUUUAUCACUUAGCCGACACCUGGACUGGUGCAUAGGUGUCGCAAUACUCUCAGUACAUAUACAAUGCUAAAUAGAAACCGAAGCCUUCGCCCAUCGCGCUAAACGCAGCGAAAUUAAUCACAGUCGAUGAUGCGUAGAGGAUGCAAUGGUAAGCAUCUGCCCAUAUAUUGAGAAGCAAUGUGUAGCGUGUGAAAACGAACCCGUUACCCGGACCCAUGUACCCGUAGAUAAACACACUUGUUUCAGCCAUGUUCUCAUUAUGAGAACCAGCUGAAUCGUUGUUAUUGACCGUGCGAAGCCGUAGUAGGGAGAGGCAAACAACAACUGCGGUUGUGCGCCCGUGCAGUGUUAAACGAAUUUAUUAUCCUCGAAGGUUCUCUUCCUUUACUUACUGACUUUCGAUUUAGAUGCGUAGGCUUGCUGUGCAUGGAAAGCCAAAUUGUAAUUACAUUUUACUAAACGGGCAACCCGCUGUUACUCACUCCAAAAAAAAACCCAAACACACACAAAACAAAAGAACUAAAGUAUAGCAAUCUUAAUGCACACGAUAGUUGUGCAUAUUAAAACUUUACGUUUAACAUGAGCUUUUGAGAAAACGACCACGUGUUAUAGAUAAUCGUUUCCAUUUGCCCCGCCCGGAGUGUCUUUCGACAAGAAAAGCGUACGGAUGUAAACUAGAGGAGUCUUUUAGGCUACAAUGUAGUAAGUGCUGCGUUGUUUUUGAUUUUCAAAUCCACUUUCGGUCGGUUUUGGGUGUAGCGUCAGUGCGUAAUGAAACGUAAGCGUACAGCUUCACACAAAUCGUGAACGAGAUCAUAAGAUAUAAAGACAUAUUUUGCGUACUGUUAAAAUUGCAAAAGAAAAAAAUAACAACCUGGAAAUGUGGGGAUCGAGCUUGGGAAAUGGAGCAGUACGAUGGCGAAUGGUACGCUUCAUUCCAGAGAGCGCUAAUGUACGGUAACGUGCAGAGGAAAAGUAUUAUAGCAAAGAGUAUAUUAGUAUAGCGAGACUAGAGAACAAACGCGUAGUAGCAAUAGACAAGUUGAUACAUAUAUACAUACCUACACUAAUGUAUAAUGAAAAAAAAAACACACACAUACAGAUUUAUGAGUAAUGCUAGCAUAUUAGUUUGACAUCCAGGCGUAAUCCACAUGGGCGAUUCUAGGAAAAUGCUGUUAAUUAUCGCGGUUAAAGUUUUAGGGACAUAUAAUCACAGUAAGUUGAUGCACGCAAGGGGCUCUGUGUGGUCGACCACCCAGCAAGCAUCGUAUAGCAAACUAAUGCAAUCUAAACCAACCCCCGCUGGUAGGCUGUUACUGUUUGCGUAAAGUUACAUUAUUAUUACAAUACUGCUAUACUCUUUCUCCUGUAAAUGGUGUGUUUAGUUUUUAUCUCUAUUUAGGCCUGAUUUUCCCAGACAAGAAGUAUAAGAGAUUUUGUUCUAUAUUUACACACAUACAAACACAUAAAACAUUAUUUAACUAGAUUGUUCCCAUUGCUUUGAAAGCAUUUCUGGCAAACUUUCGUAGUGAGUUCGUCAUUAAAAAUUGAAAACAAUUAUCACACACAAAAAAUCCAUAAGCUUUAGCAGACGCAUCAGGACAUCUGCUGCAAAUGCCUUGACUAAAUUUAAAGCAUAAGUAUAUUCUGAUAUGGGUUGAUACGUUUGCUCAUGAGAUUAUUUUACUCCAUACAAAAACAAAAGGAAGGAAAAAAAGCAAAAUUUCGAUGGCUUUGUACAGAGUGUAACAUUCAACAUCUUCUUGAUGGUGGCACUGUUUCUAACUUCUGGCACUCAACUUUUUCCAACCGCUUUUUAAAGCGGAUUUAUACGCAAUGUGUAUCAUUCCUGUUCGAAACCGUACAUUGAAUGUGCCAAUUUUUCUUCAAGGUUAACAAAUUUAUCGUGCUAAGAGAGCAUCGUUAAACAGGAAAACCAAUUCAGAUGAACAACAAAUAACAAAAAAAAAAUCUUCAUUCCACGUACAAUCAUACAAAUGCAUCGCGUCACAUAACAAAAACCAACAACCUUUCUUCUUCAGGGCUUAUGUAGCGAAACAAAGUAGUGGUAAAUGCGCUAGGUAAAGCAAGAGUAACAUGAAACGAAAAACUUUAAUUCCAUGCUGUUUGUAAGAUUUGGAGAUGAGACGAAAGACGGGAGAAAAAAUGUAUCCCACAAUGGAGAAUAAGAAACAUGAAAUGCAACAAAUAAUAAAAAAAAAAACAAAAAACAUUGCGCUAAGCAAAUUCAAACGUUAAUUCAACGCGAGACAAGUUCCUCGACGUCGCUGUAGCAAAAACAAAAAACAAAUGAACGACAAAUCAAACGCCUACGCCAGCCUAACACGAACUAACAAUGUUGAACAUAGAUGCAACACAGAUAGCAAACGUAAAUAUUAAUCGCAAAGUUGAACCAAGCAAACACCAAUUGAUUGUUUUGUUUUGUACUAAGCAAGCGGAAGUCAAAUUUGUCAUCCCAAUCGGAUGGAGUAGUCGAAGUUGGUAGUUGCAUGGGUUGAAUCCGUCAAUGCGUGUCACAACAACUAUUAUAGUUAAACGUUUGUAGCUUAAAUCAUGGCACGAAAGGGCGGAACGCAGAACACAGAAAGAUUAUUUAACCUGUUGAACCAAUGUCCCGGCUCCUUUAGGGAGGUGCAAAAAAGAAAGCAAACACAAAACCACUAUAGACCCUGCAAAUACACACUGAUAUGAAUAUUACAUUUCACCGCAGAGCGAAACAGUAGCUAGUUUACGGUGCAAACGGUGUUUGAAGUUGUUGUAGACGGCAGCAGAGCAAUGCAAGGAUAUCCUUCCCCAGGCAUUCAACCUACCCCCGCGGAACAGGCACACAUACUUAAGUUCGUUAUUUUGGUUGUUGUUGAUGUUGUUGUUGUCAGCACACUAGGCCAAACCGGAGGUGUCACACACGCGACAGUGACGGACAGUGCGGACAAACGGUACGGUUUAUCGACAAUGUACAUACACACGUGACACGUGUUCGCUUAGUGAGCGGUUUUUUAAUUUUCAAUUUCAUGUUUCAAUUUAACACCGAAAUGGGGACAGUAAGUGUUAUUUUAUAGCCACGCAUUAAGGCGACAAAUCUGAAUCGUUCCUGCUGCAGGAUAUUAAACACAAACAAACAAGGCUCAAGCACGAAUGCGUUUUAAAAAUUCAUGCCUGCACAGGCAGGACAUUGAACGAGGAGAAGGAUAAGAUGGGAGACUUUAAGAUUUGAGAGUGUGAUUCAGAGAAAUUAAAUAUUUGGUUGAUUGGAAAAAUAA
Molecule: messenger RNA, 6240 nt
Organism: Anopheles funestus (African malaria mosquito)
Lineage: Eukaryota; Metazoa; Arthropoda; Insecta; Diptera; Culicidae
Gene: Gdap2
Product: protein GDAP2 homolog
Exons: 15
Coding region: 370-2286 (638 amino acids)
Source: RefSeq, a predicted model, not a curated record